AUGCAGGGCAUCGUGGUCGCAACGUCUAAAGAUCAGAAACAGUGCACCGUGGACGACGGCACAGGUGUCUUGCAUCUGGAGCUCAAGGUUUUCCUGAAGAAUGCGCCUCCGGGUGUUGAUGCUCGACCGCAAUUGGGUGACUACAUAAUGGCCAUCGGUCCGAUGCUGAAGACCAAGACAGACACUGCGGUAUCGACGCGCACACUGGUGGCUCAUCAGGUUGUCAAGCUGGACACCAAACUACAACGUGAGCCCAUGUGGUUCUUAGAAGUUAUUGAGUACUGGACGUCCCUGUACAUGCUCAUUGUCGAUCCUUGA
Messenger RNA from Phytophthora infestans T30-4, 318 nucleotides. RefSeq lists its product as uncharacterized. Gene Ontology annotation, cellular component: cytosol; nuclear speck. Gene Ontology annotation, biological process: regulation of sister chromatid segregation; maintenance of rDNA; negative regulation of double-strand break repair via homologous recombination. The record is from RefSeq and is a predicted model, not a curated record. Bases 1 to 318 code for a protein of 105 amino acids. Lineage: Eukaryota; Oomycota; Peronosporomycetes; Peronosporales; Peronosporaceae. The transcript has 3 exons.